This is a messenger RNA of Elgaria multicarinata webbii, 3530 nucleotides long. RefSeq names its product kelch like family member 20 (gene KLHL20). The record is from RefSeq and is a predicted model, not a curated record. The coding region runs from base 273 to 2102 and encodes 609 amino acids. Lineage: Eukaryota; Metazoa; Chordata; Lepidosauria; Squamata; Anguidae. Gene Ontology annotation, molecular function: protein binding. The transcript has 13 exons.
UCGUUCCUCUCCGCCGCCUCACAAGAAUGAUAGAGCCCCCGUCCGGCUAUUUUACCCUUCAGCGGCCCCCAGCCUCAUCGUGGAGGCUCCCUUAGAACCAGCGCCCCAUCCCCACUGGGAGGCAUCAGGAUUUUUUUUCCAGCCCUGCUGCUCUCAGUGGAUAAAAUGAGUUGAAGGCAGGGAUUCUUGAUGAUUCAAGGCUUCUGACUGACUUCCACUUCAUCACAGGGAUUGGCCCAGAAGUUUAAGCUGAAGACUUAUCUUUGCGGUGCAUGGACGGAAAGCCAAUGCGCAGGUGUACCAGUAAUCGAGCAGGCGAAACCGGAAUGGAUGUAACAAGCCGCUGCACUCUUGGAGAUCCCAACAAAUUGCCAGAAGGAGUGCCGCAGCCUGCUCGCAUGCCUUACAUCUCAGACAAGCACCCUCGGCAAACACUGGAGGUCAUCAACCUGUUGAGGAAGCACCGGGAGCUGUGUGAUGUGGUGCUGGUUGUGGGGGCCAAGAAGAUCUAUGCCCACCGGGUGAUCCUAUCUGCCUGCAGCCCCUACUUCCGAGCGAUGUUCACUGGGGAGCUUGCAGAGAGCCGGCAGACUGAGGUGGUGAUAAGAGACAUUGAUGAAAGGGCCAUGGAGCUGCUGAUUGACUUUGCAUACACUUCUCAAAUCACAGUAGAAGAGGGCAACGUCCAGACUUUAUUGCCAGCUGCCUGCCUCCUCCAGCUAGCUGAGAUCCAGGAAGCCUGUUGUGAGUUCCUGAAAAGACAGUUAGAUCCUUCUAAUUGCCUUGGCAUCCGAGCAUUUGCUGAUACCCACUCUUGCCGGGAACUUCUGAGAAUCGCUGACAAAUUCACCCAACAUAACUUUCAAGAGGUGAUGGAAAGUGAGGAGUUCAUGUUGCUUCCAGCCAAUCAGCUCAUUGACAUCAUAUCCAGUGAUGAACUGAAUGUCCGGAGUGAGGAGCAGGUGUUCAGUGCAGUGAUGGCUUGGGUAAAAUACAGCAUUCAAGAGAGGCGGCCCCAACUACCCCAGGUGUUACAACAUGUCCGCUUGCCAUUGCUCAGUCCCAAGUUCCUGGUAGGCACAGUUGGUUCUGAUCCACUCAUUAAAAGUGAUGAAGAAUGUCGGGACCUAGUAGAUGAAGCUAAGAACUAUCUGCUAUUGCCCCAAGAGCGACCACUGAUGCAGGGACCAAGAACUCGACCACGCAAACCCAUCCGCUGUGGAGAAGUCCUCUUUGCAGUGGGCGGCUGGUGCAGCGGGGAUGCAAUUUCCAGUGUUGAGCGCUAUGACCCUCAAACAAACGAGUGGCGAAUGGUGGCUUCCAUGAGCAAACGGCGGUGUGGUGUUGGAGUUAGUGUCUUGGACGAUCUUCUUUAUGCAGUGGGAGGACAUGAUGGUUCUUCCUAUCUUAACAGUGUAGAAAGAUACGACCCAAAGACCAAUCAGUGGAGCAGCGAUGUGGCACCCACCAGCACGUGCAGGACCAGUGUUGGAGUGGCAGUUCUUGGUGGCUACCUUUAUGCUGUGGGUGGCCAGGAUGGUGUCUCCUGCCUCAAUAUUGUUGAAAGGUAUGACCCGAAAGAGAACAAAUGGACCCGAGUGGCUUCUAUGAGUACUAGGCGCCUUGGGGUGGCUGUGGCAGUGCUAGGGGGCUUCCUUUAUGCUGUUGGAGGCUCUGAUGGGACGUCACCUCUGAACACAGUGGAGCGCUACAACCCCCAGGAGAACCGUUGGCACACAAUUGCACCCAUGGGCACCCGACGUAAGCACCUAGGUUGUGCAGUAUAUCAAGAUAUGAUCUAUGCUGUGGGAGGCAGAGAUGAUACUACUGAACUUAGCAGUGCUGAGCGAUACAACCCCAGAACCAACCAGUGGUCUCCUGUGGUAGCCAUGACAUCACGGCGUAGUGGGGUUGGCCUUGCUGUGGUGAAUGGACAGCUAAUGGCUGUGGGAGGUUUUGAUGGCACAACAUACUUGAAGACCAUUGAAGUUUUUGAUCCGGAUGCCAACACAUGGAGACUGUAUGGAGGAAUGAACUAUCGUCGGCUUGGAGGCGGUGUGGGAGUUAUCAAAAUGACACAUUGCGAGUCCCAUAUAUGGUAAAACUCCAAUGGGAGAAAUCCCCCUCUGUGUUCAUUCCUAUUGAAACUGGUUAGCUUGGUGAGUUCUGAGCUCUCUGAGGCUCUAGUAAAACGAGAUCACACUUAUAUUCUUCGCUGGUGCCUCUUCUUAUAGAACUGUAAUGGAUAUUGCAAGCAUACUUCCCCAGUUCAAUUUCGGUUACAGAAGACCACACUAACUCCAGAAAACAAUCUGGAACAGUUUUCCUUGUCUUUGUCUCCUCAUCCCAAUUUUACUCUUUCUGAAGAAACUGGAACCUAAUGGUACUCUAAGCAGUGACCUAAGACCUCAAGGUGUAUUUGGAUACUGUCAAAGAGAGGAGUCCACUGAGUGGUAGAUAAGGCAUUUACCCAGCUGAAAGAACCACGUUUAUCUGAAACAUCAUUUGGCCUUGUUUACAGAGGAAAUGUUCAAAUAGGAUUGUUUUCUGCACCUGCCUCAUUCAAAUGAAUGGGAGUCACAUAGAGCCCAUUCAUUUCAAUAAAGACUGGGCAGCAGAUGUAUUGAUAGAUUUUGCAUAAAAUUUACAGCACUGAUUGCAUUGGACAAACUUUUUCUGUAUGCUGAAAUUUGUUCCAGUUAAUUUGUACCAUAUAUUUUUGAUACCAUGAUAAAAUGUAAUUUUUUUCCAGUUAAAAUUCUGAUUAGUGGCUGCAUUACAUGCAGAUUUCUAGAUGAAGUUGUUUGUGAGCUCUGGUGUAGUUGAGAUAUUUCAGAAAGUACAGAAAUGUCCAAUGUGUUACUGGAAAAACUGCAAAAAGAACAAAGGUUUAAAAUCCAUAGUGUUCUUCAGUUACUGCAACAAGGAAUAGAAAAACAAGAAACAUUGGGCAGAGCCCAACAGGAUGUUCUUCUGCACAAGCCUCGUUGAAUUUAAUUGAACACCAGUACUCUUAUGCUGCCUCUAUUCAGUUCUGUGGGGCUUGUGCAGAGAAAGCUCCUGGUGGAUUGUGUCCUUUGUAUAACUUUCAGGCUUACAAAUGUCAUAUGCUUUGUAUUUCUCGUUGUCGGUAUAGUGGGAGCAUGAACUAGUAUUCUCUAGUACAUACUCACAAAUCUGAGCUGUAAUCUUACAGUUGCUUGGAUUAAAAAAAGGGGGGAAUAUCCUAUCAGAAGCAAUUAAUCUAUUUUAUCUUCGAAUAAUAAUUCGUUCUUCAGAGCACUUGCCUCAGGUGGUAUGCUUUGAAUGGUGUCUAACUUUCUAGAUUUCAAGGCAUAAAGCGGCCUGGUUUAUCAAGGAGUGGUUAGGAUUACAAUAUAAACAUUGUGACUUUUUUUAGACUGCCAUCCUUAAAGCAUAGUUCCAUUCCCUGCAAGGGGAUUUAGCCUUAAAAGCUCAACGGGUUGGUAACUCAAAAUGGCUUCCACUGAAAUUAUGACACUGCUGUAGCUUAAUUAGGGGGUUUAGGG